CAGCUGAGAAAGCGGGCCGUCCCAGGAUUCAGCCGGUGAGCAGGGUCGCCGUUCAUGUAAAGCCACUCCGGACUGGAAAGCCAAAUUCUCUGCAAUAAAAAGGAUCCGAUUCUACUUUAUCUGUAUCAUCUUAAAGACUUCUCAGAUGGCUGUGCCUAUAAAUCCCAUGGAUGAGCCCAGGUUGUACCAGCAGACUCUCCUCCAGGAUGGCCUGUAUGAUUUGCUGGAGAACGACAAGCUGGUGGACUGCGUCCUGAAGAUCAAAGACAAGGAGUUCCCUUGUCACCGGCUGGUGCUGUGCGCCUGCAGCUCAUACUUCCGGUCCAUCUUUUUGUCUGACCUGGAUGAAAGCAAAAAGAGAGAAAUCGUGCUGGAGGACGUCGAGCCCGGUGUCAUCGGUCUGAUCCUCAAGUACCUGUACACCUCCAAGAUCAACGUCACAGAGCAGAACGUCCAGGACAUCUUUGCCGUUGCCAACAUGUACCAGAUCCCUUCCAUUUUCACUGUUUGCGUGUCUUUCUUGCAAAAGCGCCUCAGCCUCAGCAAUUGCCUGGCCAUCUUCAGGCUCGGUUUGAUGCUGGACUGCCCCAGGCUGGCCGUCUCCGCCCGGAACUAUGCCUGCGAGCGUUUCCAGCUCAUCUCCAAAGACGAAGACUUCCUCCAGCUUAACGCGACCGAGGUGGCAGCCAUUUUGACGAAUGACAACUUGAACGUGGAGACGGAGGAGGUUGUUUUCGAGGCUCUGAUGCGAUGGGUGUGCCGGGACACCGAGGGCAGAGAGAAGGAACUCCCCGAUUUGCUGGACUGUGUUCGUCUGCGUCUCGUCACGGACGAUUACCUGAAAGAAAAGGUGGAGAAACACCAUCUCAUCUCUGCUAAUCCAGAGCUUCAGCAGAAGCUGAAGCUGGUCAAGGAUGCUCGAGGGGGGAAAAUGCCAGAGAUUAAAAAGAGCAAAACAGAAGAGGGAGGGGCAGCGAAAGAUGGAGAAACUGAAGACAAAGAGGACGAAGAAAAUCUUCUACCGGCUAUUCUAAAUGAUAACCUGCGAUUUGGGAUGUUUGCCAAGGACCUAAUACUGAUGGUGAACGACACCGGCGCCGUGGGGUACGACCCGUCAGGCAACGACUGCUUCAUGGCGUCGGUUUCCACGCAGGUUCCCAAGAACCACGUCAGCCUGGUCACCAAGGAGAACCAGAUCUUUGUGAUUGGAGGAUUAUUUGUUGAUGAAGAGAACAAGGAGGACCCUCUGUGCUCCUACUUCCUGCAGUAUGACCCUGUUAGUACCGACUGGCUCGGGAUGCCUCCCCUCCCGACUCCGAGGUUCUUGUUUGGGAUGGCCGAAGGUGAGAACUCCAUCUUCGUUCUGGGAGGGAAGGAACUGAAAGAUAACGAGGGCACACUGGAUACAGUUUUGGUCUAUGACAGGCAAUCGUUCAAAUGGGGUGAGUCUGAGUCAAUUCCUUACCCGGUUUAUGGACAUUCAGCCGUAUCACACAAAGAUGUUGUGUAUGUCAUAGGAGGGAAGGGAGACAACAAGAGCUGUCUGAAGAGGAUGUGUUCAUAUGAUGUCAAGAGGUUUGAAUGGAAAGAGCUCGCCCCAAUGAAGACGGCACGCUCCUUAUUCGGAGCCACUCUUCAUCAAGACAAAAUAUAUGUAGCGGGAGGAGUGACCGACGACGGCCUGACCGACACAGUGGAGGCGUACGACGUCGCUACCAACACGUGGUCAGAUUUUGAGCCGUUUCCUCAGGAGCGAAGCUCUCCAAGUCUUGUAUCUUUGGCUGGUUCUCUCUACGCUGUGGGAGGUUUUGCCAUGAUGCCUUUAGAAGACAGUGAUGAAAUCCUUCCCAAAGAGACGAAUGACAUUUGGAGGUACAAUGAGACGGAGAGGAAGUGGAACGGGAUUCUCAGAGAAAUUCAGUAUGCCUCUGGGGCCACAGUGCUGGGGGUCCGCUUGAACACCCUGCGUCUCACCAAGAUGUGAAGCUCUCCACAGUUCCUGAAUCCCAAUGGAAAUUGACUUGGAAAUAAUUGCACCGUUUUUACACUUUUCCGGGGCACACUCAUUUUCAAAGACAUUAGGAUUUAAUGAAAGAUUGGUAGUAACGUGUUCAUUUGAUUUUUUCACACAGAGUUGGGGCUUUUCUAAUCAGCACUGUGGUAUAAUAAUGAUUGUUUUUUUUUUCCUGCAAUGAAAUUUUCGUAUGCGUUUCUGCAAGUAAUGGACAGUUAAAUGACAUUUAUAUCAGCAGAAUCUACAUUGUUUCACUGAACUGAAUAAAAAUGAUACAACCAGGCUAAAGCCUUCCUUGACACAUAUGUUUACUGCCCAACAGAGGGCAGCAAAGUCAAAAUUCCUGCUUCUUUCAACAAGCAAUAAAACACAAUACACAGACAAGUAUGCAUAAAAACAAACGCAAGACAUGCAGAUAUUCAAUAAUAUCUAUAUUGUUUAAUAUUGAAAUGAUUUCAUAAUGCUCUACUGUGUUACAGACAGUUAACACUUGUCAAUAUUACAAUAAAAGGAACAAAAAAAAAAAAAAACAGCCUACCGUCUUUAGCACCUCUAGACUCUAAUGUCCUUGUACAGUUUUUGUGUUAUUAUAGCUGAAUGGGACGACUACUGUCUACACAUGGGUUGUGAAUACCAGAAUCACCCAAUACAUAUUGUACUGUUAACAUUAUAGAGCAGAGAAUCACCAAUUAAUAAUACAUUUCAUGAUUUCUCAAUGCUGUGGUAGCAAUAAGUACUGGAAAUACACUUGAGGGUAUAUAUAGAUUUAAAUAUGGUGGUAUUGGCUGAGGGGCAAUGAGGGGUUUGGAUGAGAUAUACAAUCUUAAAGCAGCUAAUCAAAGGUUCUCAUGUAAAAAAAAAAAAAAAUUGUAGUUGUCAAAGGAGCUCCAAAGCUGACAAAACUAAAUCUCUUCUCUCUUUUUGAACAUGAUCCCCAAAAUCAUGCUGCUAUGUAUUUUGAGGUUGAUCAGGCCUAUUAGAAAGUAGGAAAGUGUCUCAUCCUAGCAGAUUAAUGACAAAACAUAAGUAUAAAAAGCUAUUAAAACAUUACAAGUACUGUCCAGCUGUAUCCUUCUGAACUGCUGCAGCGCUAACAUUAGCACUGCUGUCAACAUUUCAGCUAAGACGCUAAUGAACAAAAUUAGCAUUUACCACUGCUGACUUUCAGGGGUGUUUAGCUAGAUUUAAGUGCACAAUCACAUUAAAACUAAGGCUUUGUUUUUAUUAUUUUGCCAUUUACCUCAUUUUAGUUUUGUUUCUACCAAUCAUUGGGAAAUUACAACAGAAAUUAUAUGUAUAAUUAGUAAAUUUUGAUUGUGAUUCUAAAUGAUGUCAAAUCAAAUUAGCAUAUUUUUUCCCUUUUAAUCUACAUGUAGUAUUAAAGUAAUUUUAAUAUGCAUAAUUUUGCCUCUUCACUAAUUUAAUUCUAAAUAUUCUUUAUUAUAACAGAAGUCAAUCUUCUGCUAUAAUUGAAUAGUAUAAUUUUAAUUAUAAUACAAGACUAAUUUCUAUAUUAUGAAUAGUAUAUGAGAACUAUAAAUAUGAUAGGUUAAGGCAGACAAACAGCAAACAUACAAAUUAUUACGUUUGUGUAAUAUCUUUCUUAAUUCAAUAGCCAACUUGGUUUAGUCAGUUUUGAGGCUCCAAAUAUUUGAACAAAUAUAGAGGAAACAGUCAUUUAAAAAAAAAUAAAAAAUGUGCAUAAACACAGAAAAAAGACGAGCAAACAGACCACAAUAAACCACUAAAUUCUUUCAUACAAUACUUUUUCUUCAACAUCCAACAAGAGUUUUCGUAUUGACUUUAGAUGCGGCCCUUUUCUAAGCAAGACCACAAAAUCAAAUAGUUUUUGGACACAUUUUUUUAGCAGCUGACCCAGGCACUGGUCAUUUCCCCCCAUCUUUGUUUAGUAGUUUUGAUUGUUCAUUCCCAUUUUUCUGGGUAACAUGAUAUCGCUGCCAUGAGAUGUUUCAUACCAACCAUGUGCAUUUAUAUGAUAUUUUGAUAUUGUGAUAUUUUGUUCCCGUAUUAAAUCUGGUAACAUUUUCUAAAUUCUUCCUACGGUCUUAUGUAAGAAGAAGCUAUUUUAUGACUUUACUAGGAAAAAUAUCCAUCAUUAAUAGGUCAAUUAUAAUUAUUUUGGUCUUUAUUUAUUGGCAUUACCUUGACCAACUGGGGUUGGUCAAGGUAAUGUUUACAGGCAGAAAUUUGUUUACAGGCAGAAAACAGGAAACCAUACAAAAUGGAGGAACAAAUCAGUGAAAGGGGAAAAUGACCCAGAGCUGCAAAAUCCAAAGCACAUAAAAAAAAACAACAUUUCAUGGGUAGUUUUAACACAAAACAAGACAAACUCCCUCCAAAAACACAUUUACAAUGUGCCUCCUUUUCUCUUCAUCCCAGCUUUCACCCCAAAAUAAAUGGAAGCAAAAGCCCUCAAUUCUGACGAAGGAUGCAACAGUUGCAUAAUUUCCUAAACAUUUUGGUAUUUGUGUUUACUUUUAAUGCUCUUGUGAGAGAAAUGUCAAAAGUAAACUGCAACAACACCAAGUUCGAUGAUGUAUUUAUGUCGCAGGUUGUGUUGAGCUAAUGUUGAACCACUAAAAAGAACAAACAGUAAAAGAGCAAGAAGUAUUUCUUUGAUUUCUUUUCCAUAUUUGAUGGCUCGGGGGACGGGGUUUCCAGCCCUAGUCCUUGAGAUCGACCAUCGUGUAUUUUUUAGAUGCAACCCUGCUCAAACACCUACAUCAAAUUCUUAAAUUACCUCUUAAGCAUGUCAUCACGUUUGGCAAUGACCUGGUAAUGAGCCAUUCAUUUGAUUCAUGUGUGUUGGACAAAGGUUGAAUCUAAAACCAGCAGAAUAGUAGAUCUCUAUAGG
Messenger RNA from Poecilia reticulata (guppy), 4889 nucleotides. It is a transcript of the gene klhl40b, whose product is annotated as kelch-like family member 40b. Gene Ontology annotation, molecular function: protein binding. NCBI's taxonomy places the organism in Eukaryota, Metazoa, Chordata, Actinopteri, Cyprinodontiformes, Poeciliidae. The record is from RefSeq and is a predicted model, not a curated record.